CGUUAUCAGAGCCUCAAUGCACGGCCCCCAGUCUACGGAAACCCACGAUUUUUACUUAUGUAUAAAUAAUUUACAGACAACACCCUCCAAAAAUGUCGUCCAAGAAAAAAUUCUGCGAGACACAGAAGUGUCUGUUUGUGAUUUUGGUGGCGGUUGCGGCGGCGAUUGCGGCAAUUUGUGUGGUGACUUUGACGGACGAGAACUUACGUGAGAAAAGGUCACUUGAACCGCUGCCCUGGUGGAAGACGAGUAUAGUGUACCAGAUUUACCCUCGCUCCUUCCAGGACUCGGACAACGAUGGGACCGGUGACCUAGAAGGAAUCAAGGAGCGUCUGGGAUACCUGUCAGAUCUUGGGGUGGGUGCAGUGUGGCUCAGUCCAAUCUUUCUGUCCCCCAUGCGAGACUUUGGAUACGAUGUCCGGAACUACACAGAUGUGGACCCACUUUUCGGAAACAUGGCUGACUUUGAAAAUCUGAUAUCGGAAGCAAAGGAUAAAAAUUUGCGAGUGAUUUUGGAUUUUGUUCCCAACCACACGAGUAACGAGAGUGAAUGGUUUUACUGGAGUGAGCGAGGGCACAAGAAGUACAAAGAUUACUACGUCUGGAACAGUGGGAUAGAGUGUGCAGCCGGGUGUGACGACACGGGCGGGAGACGGCCCCCAAACAACUGGCUGAGUGUAUUCGGGGGCUCUGCUUGGAAAUGGAGCGGCAUCCGUCAGAAGUUUUAUUACCACGCCUUCUUGGACUCCCAGCCCGAUCUUAAUCUACGUAAUGAAAAUGUACAGACGGAACUGCAGGACGUUCUGGAGUUCUGGUUACAAAAAGGGGUGGAUGGAUUCCGCGCAGACGCACUCAAGUUUAUGUUUGAAUCACCAAACGUCACCGAAGACGAGACUGGCUUAAGGGACAUCUUUACAUGGAUUGAGGCGGAUAACCACAAUUUGACUACAAACUUACCAGAGGUCUAUGAUAUUCUCAAAGGAUGGCGCGCUGUCCUGAACAAAUACGGCAAAGACAAGUUUCUGAUAGCGGAGUCCUACGGCAUCAGUCAUGAAAUCCGUGACAAGUAUUACAAGUCCGGUUCCAUCCCAUUUAACUUUGCCUUGAUUCAGUACCUCAACAAAAGUUGUAACGCGCUGUGUAUGAGAGACGUGAUACAGGACUCUCUGGGGGGACUCAAUUCUAACUGGCCUAACUUUGUGCUUGGAAACCAUGACAACAGCCGGGUGGCCAACCGAUUUGGGCCGGAGACAAUUGACGCCUUCAACAUGCUGCUGUUGACCCUCCCUGGGACCCCCACGUCUUACUACGGGGAGGAGAUCGGGAUGAGAGACACGUUCUAUACGUACAAUGAGACCAAGGACACAGCGGGCCUCAAUUAUAACGAGACCCUGUACAUGGAGCAUUCCCGUGACCCAGAGCGCUCCCCCAUGCAGUGGGAUGACGGCCUUAAUGCGGGGUUCUCCAACGGCACGCCAUGGCUGCACGUCAACCACAACUACCAACUCAUCAACGUCAAGGCACAAAAGUUGGCGGACAGAUCGCAUCUAAAGGUAUACCAACAACUGGCCAAGCUGCGUCAGGAUCCUGCCUUUACCCAUAAUUCUGUGCAGUUUAUAAAUAUCAGUGACGUUGGCGGAAACGACAAGACAAUCGUAGCCUACAUCCGGGCCCAAAAAAAUUCAGACAAGUACCUGGUGGUCAUGAAUUUCGGCCAUCAGUACGCUAAUAACGUGGACUUGAGUAAAGGGGCCGGAAGUGAAAACGGCAUGGUGGUCGUCAAUGCCAUGUCUGCUUAUCAGAAAGAAAUGAUAGACUUAAAAAGUGUCACGUUAUCCCGGGGCCAAGGACUCGUCAUAAAGGUCAUGUGAGGGGGGAUAAUUAAUGCAAAUCGGAUAAAUAUUUCAUUGGUAGACUAACGCUGUUAUAAACAGAACCUAAAUAUACAUGUGCGGAUCCAGAAUUUUUUCCAGUUGGGUCUGAUGGAAGAUUUUGGAUUACCGGGGAGGGGGAUUCCAUAUAUCUAUUUUUAGUAAAUGUAAUAUGAAAAUUUAAGAAAUCUGAAUUAUCCAGGGGGUCUGGACUCCUAAAAUUCCUCUCCCCACCUCUAGAUCCGCGCAUGUCAUAUUAUGCUGUUUCAGAAUAAGACUAUUUUGUUGUUUACAUCUCAACCGCAAACCCCUAAGCCCAAGGCAAGUUGUUGCAUUUAAACAUUAGAUAAAUCACAUGGGGAUUUUUUAACAUGUACAUAAUUGUAUUGUUUACCGUUCGUGAAUUGAAUGCUUUGAUAUAUAUAUAUAUAUAUAUAUAUUAAUCCAUAUCAGUGUGCCAUUUUUUCACCCAUUUAUAAACAUUUGUCAUAUCUAGCAUUUUUUAAAUAUAUACUGUAUGCUUGAUUAGUUACAUAUGUUUUUAAUUUUAAUACUUUCCCUAUAUCGGAAAAAUAAAGUUUUUUUUUAAAUAUACAUGUAAUUAUAUUGAGUUGCAUUAUAUUGUAAACACAUUUUUUUUUAGAAGGAUGUGAAUCGCUGCGUGAACUAGUGGGUUUCUUGUAUGAAAACUUAUUAUUUACGUACAUAUAUUUUCAUUAUUGAACAUAUAUAUUUCAAGAUUGUGUCAAUGAUUUUUUAGAAUAUGUAUUGAAUAUGUAGAUGUUUAUAAACAGAGUAAAAUUAA
Messenger RNA from Magallana angulata, 2676 nucleotides. RefSeq names its product maltase A3-like. The coding region runs from base 93 to 1871 and encodes 592 amino acids. The record is from RefSeq and is a predicted model, not a curated record. Gene Ontology annotation, biological process: carbohydrate metabolic process. Lineage: Eukaryota; Metazoa; Mollusca; Bivalvia; Ostreida; Ostreidae. The transcript is spliced from 10 exons.